AUGGACGAUGACGAGAAACCCAGCUCGUCCUUCGACACCGAGCUGGUCAGCGUCAAGCUAGAUCCGUGGCUCAACACCCGCUACUCGUGGGUGAUCUGCGCUUGUUGCGCCGUGUGCAACUUCUGUACCUGGGGGUUAAAUCUGGGGUUUGCCGUGUAUUUCCAACACUAUAUCCACGACGAUAGCUUUCCUGGAGCUACCAAAUUGGACUAUAGCUUUGUUGGUGGCAUUUCCUAUGGUGCCUUUCUUGCUGCUUCUCCCCUUAUUAAUUACCUAUGGGUGCGCCUUGGUAAGUAUGGUCUCACCACGAUCUUGGUGCUAGGUACUGUGUGCCAGUUUGCUGCGCUUAUGCUUGCCAGCUGGCUGAAGAAGACGUGGCAGUUAUAUUUGACUCAGGGUUUGCUCCUUAACGUUGGCCUCAGCUUUAUCUCGAUGCCGGCAUUGACGUUACCUCUGAUGUACUUUUCUAAGGAUAAGCGAGGGUUGCCGUCGCUGAUCUCGGCGGCGGCUCUGGGGCUUGGUGGGGUCUUGUUCAACCUCAUGUGUGGCCGUAUCGUCAAGAUAAACUCCGUGGGGUGGGCGUUGAGAGCGCAGGCGUUCAUCAUCGCCUUCCUCAUGCUAUUCCCCAUCUGGUUCGCUCGUGAUCGAGCGGAAAUGAGAGUGUUUCCUAAAGCUAACUUUGGCAUCUAUAAGCUGAUUACCUUCUACUGGUUGUCGCUCUACACAAUUACGCUGACGUUUGGCUAUCUUGUGCUUUUGUACACUUUGGGACUGUUUGUGACAUCAUUGGGCUACUCUCAGGACCAAGGGUUCUUGGUAUCGGCGCUUGUCAAUCUCGGUCUGGUAGUGGGACGUCCUCUUAUUGGGUAUCUAUCUGAUUUCCCCAAGACGGGUGUCAUAUCCACCACCAUCAUCGCCCACCUGAUCUCGUGUAUCCUCUGUCUCGCGAUGUGGAUCCCUGCUCGUAACUACGCCACCUGUGUCGCGUUUGGACUCAUGGUGGGUGCCGUGAUGGGCCUGAUUUUCGGCAUGUUAGCCCCUUCGUGUGCCCGCAUUUGGGGCGAUAGCAUCAUGAGGUAUGCAUUUAGUAACCAGUGGGCUUUAUUGGGGAUAUCUGCGGUAUUUUCGCCUCCCAUCGGCGCCAGUCUCACUAAGUUUAAUGGCGGUGAAGUGAUGCCAAUGCUGUUCCGAGACUGCUCGAUUUGGGUGGGUGUGUGCUAUUUUGUAUCGGUGAUGAUGCUUCUCCUUAUACGCGGCCACGUCAAAGCUCGCGAUGCCCUCAUCACCCAGGACCCUAGCAUCACCGAGGUUAAAGUACCGAUGCGGAUGGUAUUCACCCACAUGUUCACCCUCAAAUACGAUCGUGUAUAA
Molecule: messenger RNA, 1371 nt
Organism: Diutina rugosa
Lineage: Eukaryota; Fungi; Ascomycota; Pichiomycetes; Serinales; Debaryomycetaceae
Exons: 1
Coding region: 1-1371 (456 amino acids)
Biological process (GO): transmembrane transport
Molecular function (GO): transmembrane transporter activity
Source: RefSeq, a predicted model, not a curated record